Scutellospora calospora is the source of this 310-nucleotide messenger RNA. The record is from the annotation of a GenBank genome assembly. Lineage: Eukaryota; Fungi; Glomeromycota; Glomeromycetes; Diversisporales; Gigasporaceae.
GUUUUUCUCCAAAUACAAUAGUCAAAUUUUGUAAAAUAUUUAGAAAUCUAGUUAUCAAUACUCUUACUGAAGAAGAUGAAAUUAUAGGUAGUGAUAAGAUUAUUUGUGAGAUUGAUAAGAGAUAUUCAAAACUUGAAGAAUUAGAAAUAAAACAUGUUCAUAUUAAUUAUUCAAAAAGAAAUAUUGAAUAUUUAAAAAGAAAGAUUCAUUCAAAUACAAUUGAAGGAACUUGGGUUGCUUUAAAGAAGUUUAUACCAAAAUACAAUAGACGUAAAGAUAAAAUUAAACUUUAUUUGAAAGAAUUUAUAUG